Ostrinia nubilalis (European corn borer) is the source of this 1968-nucleotide messenger RNA. RefSeq lists its product as uncharacterized. Gene Ontology annotation, cellular component: mitochondrion. The record is from RefSeq and is a predicted model, not a curated record. NCBI's taxonomy places the organism in Eukaryota, Metazoa, Arthropoda, Insecta, Lepidoptera, Crambidae. Gene Ontology annotation, biological process: long-chain fatty acid metabolic process; fatty-acyl-CoA biosynthetic process. Gene Ontology annotation, molecular function: long-chain fatty acid-CoA ligase activity. Bases 212 to 1918 code for a protein of 568 amino acids. The transcript is spliced from 9 exons.
GUAGCUUUAUAAACAUAGAGCAUAGGCAGAGGGGAAUUUUGUUGACAAAAGUGCAUUUUAGAGUUUGUUUCUGAGACUUCUAUGGUGUUUUCUCUAUGUGUUAAUUAUAGUGAAUAAAAAAAUUACUAAGUAUAUGCUCUGAGAGGAGAAGAAUAGUGGUUUUUCUAGUUUAUAUGCUCUUAGUGGUGUAUUAACAAUAAUUUUGCUGAAAAUGGCGGCUCCAAAAGUGAUAAGUAGAAACUUCAGAAACCUUCUAGCGUGUAAGAGUUAUUCAGCGAACGUUACAGUGAAACACAGCGUUUGGACGCAAGAAAAUAUCGUCAGAUCUCCGUUCAAAGAUGUUGAAAUACCGAGACGGAGUUUGCCAGAACAUAUUUGGGAGAAUUUGGAGAGAUGGCCCGAUAAAACUGCGAUGGUAUGUGGCAUAACAAACCGGUCAAUAACCUACCACCAACUCUACAAAUAUUCGAGGAACUUCGCAGCGCACCUGCGGACCAACUUCCACUUGACCGAUGGUGAUGUGGUCUGCAUCAUGAUGGCCAAUGCCCCAGAGUACGCUCCAGCUGUCAUUGGGGCUUUGGAAGCUGGUGCCGAAGUUACUACUAUUAAUCCUAUUUAUACUGCUCAUGAAGUCCACAGACAGCUGCUCCUAUCGAAUCCUAAAAUCCUGAUCGGUGUACCAGAAUCAGUUCCAAUAUUGAAAGAAGCCUUGAAACUAGCCAAAAAAACAAUUCCAAUAAUUACAUGCAACGCCAAAAACAACCUUCCAUUUGACACAAUAUCUUUCGAAGAAUUGAUCAACGAUGACAGUGUAAAUAAAGAGGUUCUUAAGCAAGUGAGAAAAAAUUUUGAAGAUGUAAUACUGUUGCCAUAUUCCAGUGGCACUACAGGUUUGCCUAAAGGCGUAGAACUUACCACUAAGAAUAUUGUUUCUAACUGUAUUCAGCAAGAUAUGAAGGAAAUUAGGCAUUACGAUGAUACAACGAGUUCACACCAAGAAUCAGUCGUAGCAGUUCUACCAUUCUACCAUAUUUACGGCUUAGUCAUUAUAAUGCUGCACAAACUAUCAGUGGGUGGGAAAGUUGUGACACUUCCAAAAUUUGAACCUACAAGUUUUUUAAAAACGUUUGAUGACCAUAGAACGAGUUUAUUGUACACUGCCCCUCCUUUAGUUUUAUUCCUAGCAUCUUUUCCGGGAGUCACUUCUAAACAUCUGGAAUCAGUAAAUAGAAUCGUAUGUGGAGCUGCUCCGUUGCCAAAAUCUGAUAUAGAUAAAGUAUUGGAAAAAGUAAAGCACGACUUGAAGUUCCUCCAAGUUUAUGGCUUGACAGAAACCUCUCCAUUAGUUACCACAUUCACACAAGACUAUCAAAAAUAUACAACAGCUGGAUUUCCUAUUUCCAAUACCGAAUUGAAAAUAAUUGGUGGAAAAUCUGAAAAUUUGGGACCAAACCAGGUCGGCGAAUUACUCAUAAGGGGACCACAAAUAAUGAAAGGAUACAGAAAUAAUGUUGAAGCAACCAAUAACUGCAUUACUGAAGAUGGCUGGUUCAAAUCUGGUGAUUUAGCUUCAAUUGAUGAAGACGGAUCUCUUACCAUAGCUGAUAGACUGAAAGAACUCAUUAAGGUAAAAGGUUACCAAGUCCCUCCAGCAGAACUAGAGAGUGUCAUCAAAGAACAUCCAGCUGUUCUUGAUGCUGGAGUCGUAGGUAUUCCAGAUCCCAAGACAGGAGAGCGCCCUAAAGCAUUUGUUGUUCUAAAAGAAGGACUGAAGGCAGUUCCUAAAGAUAUAGAAACGUUUGUGUCAGAAAGAGUUGCAGAAUUCAAAAGACUGAAAGAUGUUACUUUCGUAGACAGUUUGCCAAAAAAUCCCUCGGGGAAAUUGUUAAGGAGAAUUUUAAAAGAAAAACACUGUUGAUAACGAAAUAAAAAACCGAAGACGUUAUUAUAAUAAGUAAAAAAACUUUA